CCAUCCCCCCGCUCUUCCUCAGUCACUUGUCGAUCAUUCCCACUUUUGGAUUCUCAACUCCAACCUCCAGCUUCACUCUUUGUUUUUUCUCUCGUCUCACAAUCCGUCGCCAUCGAUGUCGCUGUGGAGUCUCCUGUCGCAGUUUGAUGACUAUGUCGCCACUGAGCUCGCGCCACCCGGGAGCGCCUUCCCCCGCCUGCGCGCUACCAACCCGGACAUUUACCCGCACUUGAGGCAGCUGUGGAUUGUCCUCCCGAUUGCCGUCGCCCUCUUUGUCGCGCGCAUCGUCUUUGAGCGAUUCUUCAUCCGCCCACUCGGUGUCCGCCUCGGCAUCUCGACCAAGCCCACCAAGCGCAACGAGCCAAACCCUGCACUCGAGGCCGAGUACAAGAAGAAGAAGCGAAUGACCCCCGAGCGCGCUGCAGACCUCACCAAGAAGACCGACAAGACUCCCGAGUACAUCAUGACCUGGUUCCACCGUCGCCGGAACGCAGACAAGCCCAGCAAGAUGGUUCGCUUCCAAGAGGCAGUGUGGCGCCUCAUCUACUAUACGACUGCGUUUGUCUGGUCUGUUUACAUUCUGUCUGGCUACCCCUGGCUGACCGACACCGACUACUGCUGGAUUGGCUACCCCGAAAAGCAAACAUUGGACCCGACGAUCCAGUGGAUUUACUUUAUCCAACUCGGCUUUUACAUGUCGCUGUUGUUCUCGCAGUUCACCGACGUCAAACGCAAGGACUUUUGGGAAAUGUUCAUUCACCACGUUGUUACCAUCUUCUUGGUUGCAUUCUCGUACCACGCCAACUUUAUCCGAAUCGGCACGCUUGUGCUUCUCGUGCACGACGUGAGCGACAUUUUCCUGGAGGGCGCCAAGGCGUUCAACUACCUCAAGUACCAAAAGCUCUGCGACGCCACUUUUGUCGUCUUUGCCAUUGUCUUUUUCGUCGCCCGUCUGUUCGUCUACCCCCGUUAUGUGCUGAAGAGCGCUUUCUGGGACGUUCGCGCCCUGCUCAACACUGAGCCCUUCUUUGGAUUGUGGUUUUUCAACAUUCUGCUGUGGAUCCUGCAAGCCCUCCACGUCAUGUGGUUUAUCACGAUUUUCAAGAUGGUGAUCAGCUUUGCUUCCAAGGGCGAGGUCUCUGGCGAUGACCGCAGUGACUCUGAGGCCGAAGAGGAGGACGACACGGCCCACCCCGCUGCGCCAGCGCCCGUUAAGGCCAUCCCGGCAGCCAAGCCCGUCAAGCAUUAAUGGAUUGUUGUCCGAGACCCCCCCCAUCUCCCCUGGGUGUUUGCUUUUUUGAUUGCGUGAGUAGUUGUUGUUGCUACUGCCAUUUCUCUUCGUCUCUCUGCUUGGAACACGUUGCUUGUGCCGUCUUUCUUCUCCCUUUUCUUGUUUGCCGUUUCUUGUUUCUUUCCCACGUUUUUUUUUUCGUUUUUGCGUGAAUGUCAUUCUGUAUUUGGGCGUCAUUCGAAAUCCAAAAUCACUUUGA
Capsaspora owczarzaki ATCC 30864 is the source of this 1490-nucleotide messenger RNA. Its product is annotated as longevity protein. The record is from RefSeq and is a predicted model, not a curated record. The coding region runs from base 116 to 1249 and encodes 377 amino acids. Lineage: Eukaryota; Filasterea; Ministeriida; Capsasporidae. The transcript has 5 exons. Gene Ontology annotation, biological process: ceramide biosynthetic process. Gene Ontology annotation, molecular function: DNA binding; sphingosine N-acyltransferase activity. Gene Ontology annotation, cellular component: membrane.